Xyrauchen texanus (razorback sucker) is the source of this 1466-nucleotide messenger RNA. RefSeq names its product PIH1 domain containing 1 (gene pih1d1). Bases 141 to 1001 code for a protein of 286 amino acids. Gene Ontology annotation, cellular component: R2TP complex; cytoplasm; ribonucleoprotein complex. Lineage: Eukaryota; Metazoa; Chordata; Actinopteri; Cypriniformes; Catostomidae. The transcript has 11 exons. The record is from RefSeq and is a predicted model, not a curated record. Gene Ontology annotation, biological process: rRNA processing; box C/D snoRNP assembly.
CUUUAACUACUCGUAAGCAUGUUGUCCUGCUCACACUGAACUGUUUACAGUCGUUUUGUUGCAUCCAGUUUAAGGAGUGUCAUUGCCUCUUUUAGAACUCCUUAUCCAACGCGAAUAUAUGUUUUGUAAUACCGCUCAUCAUGGAAACGGACACGUCCCUCCUCAGUGUUGAACUGGAACAGAAACAGCAAGAGGAGCUUUAUCAGCAACUCCUGCUUCAGACCAUAGGGAAAAUACAAAGUGACAGUCCUCCUUCCAAAGUCAUCCGACCACAACCAGGCAUGUGUGUGAAGACCUCCUCUGUGUUGGACAAACAGAAAGUCUUUUUGAAUAUCUGUCAGUCACCGGCUGUACCACCCCCUCCUCACCUGUCCCAGGAAGCACUGGUGGAUCUACUGGAGUCAGAAGACCCUACAGGUUACAGAGUGCCCAUGAGUCUCGGCGAGCCCCAUACCGAAAUGGACAACAACUCACAAGGCUGCACAGUGUAUGAUGUCGUGAUCAAUGAUGAGUUUUUCCAGAAAUGUCAGAAAGACACCCUGUUCCAGCAAUUUCUUAUAGCAGUUUCUUUGGAGGGAAUGGAAAACAAAUACAGUCUAGAAUUAAGCAGAGAUAUUAAGAUUUUGAAGAACAGGAAGUUCAUGGGUUCUGUUGUAGAGCAAAACAUUCGCACCAAGAACAAGCCAGUUAUCCAGGAAAUUGAUUCCAAGAAAUCUAACACCACACCUUCAUCUACUAAACGCCCAGAGUUCUGUUUACUGGUUGAGCCCCCAACUAGAAAUGCUGAAUAUCUGAUCGCAGAGAUCCUGCUUCCGGGAGUGAUGUCUGCUCGCUGUCUUGUUCUGGACUUGGGAGAAGACAGGCUAGUGCUGAUUGCUCGACCUUCUCUUUUCCACUUGGAUAUUCUCUUUCCUUUGCUUAUUGACCAAGAAAACAGUGUAGCCCAGUACAACACACAAACACAGACUCUCACAGUGACCAUGCCAGUAGUGUCUUCAUAAAAACUAUUGCAAGGCUUUCAAUUCACAAUAAAUGUUUUCAUUUUGUACAUUGAAUGCGAUAUGGUGUGUUUGUAUCCAGUGUACUUAACAAUAUGUGAAAACCAUGAAAACGCCUCCAAUCAAGAAUUUUUUAAACUUUAAUAUCUGCUAUUAUUCAUGUUAAAUAAGUGGAUGUAUGUCAAAUUUAGAGCACUUUCACCAGAUGAGAACUUGAAAUAUAUAGAAUGAUGGAGAUAUUGAUGAAAGUUCUGAAGAUGUCUCCUGUUGCCCUCUACCUUCUACUUGUGGUUCCACAACUGAAAGAGAGGCCAAGGGAACGUAACAAAUUUAAUGACAAAUUUAAUUAUACCUGUCAUUGCAAAUAGCAUGUAGUUGGUAUUCCUCUUCAUGUUCCUAACAAGUAGGAAGUCAGUAAUCACUUAAAUACGUAAUUAAAUCCAGUACCUUAAUAAAGUAUUCAGCAUA